AUGUUUUACGGCAGUUCACCCGUGAAGUGCGCUACUGCUAUCGAUAUUCCGGAUGUCCUACCCGCAGCCUUCGCGAGGAUGCUCGAAUACAUCUACACCGACGCGGUGAAUGUGACUAUCGACGACGUUUUCCCCACGAUGCAGUGUGCCGACAAGUACGACUUGCCCCGCCUGGCCGAUCGCUGCUACGACUUUAUCCUGAAAGAUCUGCGCAUCAACAACUGUUUGCUGCACGCACUGGAUUGGUCUAUUGAUAGUGACCCCGACAAUAGUAUUGUGGAGAACUGUCUGCACUUUGUGGAUUUAAACGGUCAGGAGGUCUUUGAUACCGAGUCCGAGCGCUUCGCUCAGCUGAAACACAGAACAGUGCGAAGGAUUCUAGAACGGGCGACGCUGCAGGCUGAUGAUACUCUCAUUUAUGCGGCUGUUGAUAAGUGGGCGAUGGCCGCCUGCGCCCGGAAUAAUCUGGAUCCGUCGGCGGCCAACCGGCGGAAGGUGCUGGGCGAUGUUCUGUACCUGAUCCGCUUCCCGCUGAUGACGGACAAGCAGCUGGCCGAUGGUCCCGCCGGCAGCGGUCUCCUGUCGCCUUCGGAAUUGUUAGAAAUCCACCUUUACAAGCACGCCACAACGAAGCGGCCCGUACAGUUUGCCACGCACCCCCGACACCCUCCGUUGAUCCAUGUCGGGGAUACGACAUUCGAGGACAGCGAAGAAGUCUUCCUGGAGGACUUAGUAAGACAUAUUUAA
Paramacrobiotus metropolitanus is the source of this 747-nucleotide messenger RNA. RefSeq names its product BTB/POZ domain-containing protein 2-like. The record is from RefSeq and is a predicted model, not a curated record. The transcript has 5 exons. Lineage: Eukaryota; Metazoa; Tardigrada; Eutardigrada; Parachela; Macrobiotidae. Bases 1 to 747 code for a protein of 248 amino acids. Gene Ontology annotation, molecular function: protein binding.